Molecule: messenger RNA, 2715 nt
Organism: Gekko japonicus
Lineage: Eukaryota; Metazoa; Chordata; Lepidosauria; Squamata; Gekkonidae
Product: vomeronasal type-2 receptor 26-like
Exons: 7
Coding region: 1-2715 (904 amino acids)
Biological process (GO): G protein-coupled receptor signaling pathway
Cellular component (GO): membrane
Molecular function (GO): G protein-coupled receptor activity
Source: RefSeq, a predicted model, not a curated record
AUGACUGAUCCUGUGUAUAUUCCAUAUGAAUGGUACCAGCCAGGUGACAUCCUCAUUGGUGGGGUUACAUCUCAUAUCAAUUACUUGGUCCCCAAAGUUUCCUUCGAGGAAGAGCCUGUCAAGAACCUGAUAGCACGUUCACUUAGGGUGACCAAGUUCUAUCAGCACCUCCUGGCCUUGGCAUUUGCAAUUGAGGAAAUCAAUGAGAAUCCCAAGAUCCUACCCAAUGUUACUCUUGGAUUCCAUAUCCAUGACAGUUAUUCUGAUGCAAGGAUGACCUAUCGCACCACUAUGGACCUUCUCUUCAAAUCUCAUCGGUUUACCCCCAACUACAAAUGCGGCAUCCAGAAUAGACUAAUAGGAGGACUUGAAUCUGAAAUCUCUACACACAUGGUGAACAUACUGCGCAUUUACAAGAUUCCACAGUUUUCAUAUGGCUCAUUUGAACCGGGAAAGGAUGAUGCAACCAAUUUCCCUUCCUUUUACCACAUGGUCCCCAGUGAAACCCUUCAGUACACUGGAGUGGUCCAGUUACUUUUGCAUUUCAGAUGGAAAUGGGUAGGGCUCAUUGCUACAGAAGGGGACAAUGGAGACCAGUUUUUGCAAAUAUUGGAGCCAUUGCUUUCCCAGAAUGGCAUCUGUUCAGCUUUCGUGCAAAGAGCUACAAAAAGCCUGGGGUCAUUUAACACAAAGGAAAUCAUUGCUUACAUGAGCAACAAUGUUCCAGUUUUCAUGGAGAGCAAUGCCAAUGUAUUUAUUGUAUAUGGGGAAACUGCAACCAUUAUGUGGCUGGAUAUUAUGAUAUGGAUGACCACAGUAGUGCUUCCAGGAAUAUUUCCUGAAUAUAAAAGGAAGACAUCUGCAGGAAAAGUGUGGAUUGCUAUGGUCCAGAUUGAUUUUACAUUCAAUCUUUUUCGAAAGGAAUGGGAUUUACAAAUAUACCAUGGGGCUCUUUCCUUCAGUCCUCACACCAAUGAGAUCUUAGGAUUCCAAGAGUUUCUUCAGAAUAUAAACCCUUUGGAAGCAAAGGAAAACGGGUUCAUGGAGGGUUUCUGGAAGCAAGCAUUUGGUUGUUCUGUUUCAGAUCCCAGUGCACUAAUGAAUGACACUGAAACAUGUACCUGGGAAGACAGUCUGGACAGCCUUCCUCAAGCUUUCUUUGAAAUUAGCAUGACCGGUCACAGCUAUAGCAUCUACAAUGCUGUCUAUUAUGUUGCCCAUGCAUUGCAUGCUUUGUAUGCAUCUAGUUCCAACAACAAACCCAUGGAGAACAGAGACAGACUGAUGCCCCUUCUGAGUGUACAACCUUGGCAGCUCCACUCAGUUCUUCAGAGGAUUUCAUUCAACAAUAGUGCUGGAGAUCAAGUCAAGUUUACUGAACAUGGAGAAUUGGCAGUUGAGUUUGAUAUCACAAACUUGAUCACUUUCCCAAAUAACUCCUAUGUCAGGGUCAAAGUGGGUAAGCUGGAUCCUCAGGUGCCUCCAGGCAAACAGUUGACCAUUGAUGAGGACAGGAUUGAGUGGCACAUGAGACUGACUCAGAAUGACAGAAUAUUAGAAAUUAGGAUAAGUGGAGGAGCCUUUGAAAUCUCAUUAUUUGCAGAUGACCUAGUUCUGUAUGUGUCACAUCCAGAUAUAUCUCUACCAACAAUUGCCGAGGUUCUGAAAAAAAUUAAUAUGGUAAAGGUGCCUCCCAUGUCUUUGUGUAAUGCAAACUGUCAGCCUGGUUACAGUAAGACGAAGAAGGAGGGAGAGAAAUAUUGCUGCUAUAAUUGUGAACCAUGUCCAGAAGAGAUGAUUGCAUAUGAGGAUGAUAUGGAUAAGUGUAUCAGCUGCUCAGAAGAUCAUCAUCCAAACAUGGAACACAGUCAAUGCAUCCCCAAGGUCACAACUUUCCUAUAUUUUGAAGAAACGUUGGGUAGUAUUUUAGCUUUUCUGGCUCUUUUAUUUGCUCUGAUGACAGCUGUAGUGCUUGGAACCUUCAUUUGGCACCGAGAGACUCCCAUAGUCAAAGCCAACAACCGUAGCCUCUCCUAUGUUCUCCUUGCGUCUCUCCUUCUGUGCUUUCUCUGCUCUUUGCUUUUCAUUGGACAGCCUAACAAGUGUACAUGCCUCCUCCGACAAACAGCUUUCAGCAUCGUCUUCUCAGUGGCUGUUUCUUCUGUGUUAGCAAAAACCAUUACAGUGGUGGUGGCUUUCAUGGCCUCCAAGCCAGGAAACAUUUUCCAAAAAAGGCUGGGGAAAAUACUGGCACACUCAGUUGUUCUCUCCUGCUCCCUUGUUCAAGUCCUCCUUUGUGCUGUUUGGUUGGGUACAUUUCCUCCUUUCCCAGAUUUGGACAUGCACUCCCUGAGUACAGAAAUCAUACUACAGUGUAAUGAAGGAUCAGUGACAUUCUUUUACUGUGUGUUAGGCUACAUGAGUAUUCUUGCCACAGUAAGUUUCAUCGUGGCUUUUCUAGCUAGAAAGUUACCUGACAUCUUCAAUGAAGCAAAGUUCAUCACCUUCAGCAUGUUUGUUUUUUGUAGUGUUUGGUUGUCCUUUGUCCCCACCUACCUAAGCACCAAAGGGAAAUACAUGGUGGCCGUGGAGAUCUUCUCCAUCUUGGCCUCCAGUGGUGGGUUACUCGGCUUCAUAUUUUCCCCUAAAUGUUAUAUUAUAAUACUGAGGCCAGCGUUGAACAACAAAGAACAGCUUAUAAAGAGGAGGCCCUAA